This is a messenger RNA of Hyalella azteca, 1305 nucleotides long. Its product is annotated as leucine-rich repeat-containing G-protein coupled receptor 4. The coding region runs from base 188 to 979 and encodes 263 amino acids. The transcript is spliced from 6 exons. Gene Ontology annotation, molecular function: protein binding. The record is from RefSeq and is a predicted model, not a curated record. Lineage: Eukaryota; Metazoa; Arthropoda; Malacostraca; Amphipoda; Hyalellidae.
CAGAACAGCAGAAGUUUGUGUACAGAAUUCCUCGUGCCAGUGAAAACAUAUCGAACGAUUUCACUUUAACUCUAUAAAUAUUAAAUUUUCUUGUGUGUGAAAUCUAUCAAGAACAUUCAAAAUCAAUUUGUCAUUCAACCUCAAAGGAGGGUUUAACUUCAUUAAGACCAUUAGAAUCAUUCCAAAAAUGAAGGUAGAGCCGUGGCAGACGAUGGCAGUGCUGCUGCUAGCAGCGUACGUUGCCGUGCCUGUAGCGGGUGACUGCUUGUGCGAUGUCUCCGCAUCGGUCGCUUACCCUGGCAUGCAGCGCAUCGACUGCAGCUUCUUGUCACUCGUCCAGGUCCCGGCAGACUGCUUGACCAACAGCUUGAACAUUUCGGAACUGUUGUUGAGCCACAACGGCUUGACUGACAUUCGCUCCACCACCCUGGCUGAGCUGACUGAGCUGCGUGAGCUGCGGCUGGACAACAACCAACUUUCUUUCAUCGACGUGACUGCGUUUGAGUUCAUGACCGAACUUAAGGUGCUCGCUCUGGACCACAAUCUCAAUCUGGCCCUGGAAUCUGCUGUAUUCUCUUACCUUGUGAGCCUCGAGGAGCUGACGACUAUAGGCACAAACCUACGGUACCUGCCAGACAUCACAAACCUCGCCCACCUCAAGAAACUGGACGUGCGAAGCAGCAACCUCGUCACGCUCCCCGUGCAUAUGUUCAACGACCAGCUAGCGGCCCCCAGUAUGUACGUCAGUAUUCAAGGAAACAAAAUUCCUGAUGCCGCGGUAAACUCCUUCCUCGGCUUGCCCGACGACACAAUCUUCUACGUUGACACUGAGCCGCAACUCAUGUUCUGGGCGCACAACGUCACAGAGCGAGAUGCCUUCAUCGCUAAGCCGUGGCGAGUCAACUUCGACUUGCCGGGCAGCACUGUCAUGUGUGACGUGGACGGGCUACCUGGCGACCUCACCAUUUGUUAUGGAUGAAAGUUUAUUGAAUAACUCAAACAUUGUAACCCUUAUUCAUGGUCGGGGAACGUGAAUGAAGCAUUUCUAGUGACAUCGAAAUCUAAUCUCAUUGAUGCGAAUAAUAUUACAGUUGAUAGUUCGUUCAUCCGUACGCUUCAAUGUUGCAAUUUAUUCUUCAUACUUUCUGUAUAAAACGCGCACUUGAAUUAAUAUGAUACUAAAUACUUCUUUUGUCUUGGUCAACAGUUGGUUCAACAUGCACACACAGUCUUUCACUCAGUCCUUUUUUGCUAUUGUAUUUGGAAUUCAUAGAUUAACAACAGAGAAUAAAAAGAGUUUGAAUC